Molecule: messenger RNA, 1206 nt
Organism: Exserohilum turcica Et28A
Lineage: Eukaryota; Fungi; Ascomycota; Dothideomycetes; Pleosporales; Pleosporaceae
Exons: 4
Coding region: 115-1122 (335 amino acids)
Biological process (GO): thiamine biosynthetic process
Source: RefSeq, a predicted model, not a curated record
GCCCUUUCUUGCUCCUUUCUCCUCAUAUCGGCAUCAACCGUGUAUACCAAUCCAAAGCUCGGUUUAGCAUUCGUACUCGGCUCAAAUUACAAUAGCCCCUGAACAAGCUCCACCAUGUCUCCCCCUGCUGCCAUGUUCGAAAGACCUACUGCCGCCGACGGCAAUGGCGCCACCAAAGACGUGGGUUUGAAGAAAGAUCUUGCUGUCAAGGCUGCUGCCAGCGGCCAGGCCAAGACUGUUGCUGAGCUCGAGCACAACUGGGACAGCUUCGCCUUUGCCCCCAUUCGCGAGUCUCAGGUCUCUCGUGCCAUGACCCGCCGCUACUUUGCCGACCUCGACACCUAUGCCGAGUCUGACGUUGUCAUUGUCGGUGCCGGCUCUUGUGGUCUCUCGACCGCCUUCACGCUGGCGACCAAGCGCCCCGAUCUCAAGAUUGCCAUCAUUGAGUCUGGCGUGGCUCCCGGUGGCGGUGCCUGGCUCGGUGGUCAGCUCUUCAGCGCCAUGGUCAUGCGUAAGCCUGCUGAGCUCUUCUUGAAUGAGGUUGGUGUGCCAUACGAGGACGAGGGCGACUUUGUUGUCGUCAAGCACGCCGCCCUCUUUACGUCGACUCUGCUGUCCAAGGUCCUGCAGUUCCCCAACGUCAAGCUGUUCAACGCCACGGCUGUCGAGGACCUCAUCACGCGCCCGGCACCUACCGCCAACGACCCCAAUGCAGUUCGCAUUGCCGGCGUGGUCACCAACUGGACUCUUGUGUCGAUGCAUCACGACGACCAGUCUUGCAUGGACCCAAACACCAUCAAUGCUCCCCUCGUGAUCUCUACAACGGGCCAUGACGGCCCCUUUGGCGCCUUUUGCGUCAAGCGUCUCGUCUCGAUGCAGCAGAUCGAGAAGCUUGGCGGCAUGCGCGGACUGGACAUGCGCACCGCCGAGGAUGCCAUUGUCAAGCGCACGCGCGAGAUUGUCCCUGGGCUGAUUGUCGGUGGCAUGGAGCUGAGCGAGGUAGAUGGGGCCAACCGUAUGGGCCCCACGUUUGGUGCCAUGGCUCUCAGCGGAGUCAAGGCUGCGGAGGAGGCCAUGAACGUGUGGGAAGAGAGGCAUGCUCAGAACGUCGAGUCUUUGUAGCUGUCCGUAGUCGAACAAGUCCAGCCAGCCCAGCAAAGACUGUCUGUAGUGUUGGCAUAAAUUCAAUACGUCAUUCGCUCUUGA